Molecule: messenger RNA, 281 nt
Organism: Lates calcarifer (barramundi perch)
Lineage: Eukaryota; Metazoa; Chordata; Actinopteri; Centropomidae
Product: COP9 signalosome complex subunit 9-like
Exons: 3
Coding region: 108-281 (57 amino acids)
Biological process (GO): negative regulation of protein neddylation
Source: RefSeq, a predicted model, not a curated record
CAAUUUAGUGUUGCACACUUUGUUUUGUUUACGAAUGCAGAGAAGCUAGCCUUGCUAGCGAUAAAAUAUUUCUAAACUAACUGCUGCUGAAUCGUUGCUGAAAUAAAAUGAAACCUGCAGUGGAUGAGAUGUUUCCUGAAGGAGCGGGUCCCUACGUGGACUUGGACGAGGCAGGAGGCAGCAGCGGCCUGCUCAUGGACCUGGCAGCCAAUGAAAAAGCAGUGCACUCUGAUUUCUUUAAUGACUUUGAGGAUCUUUUCGAUUCGAGAGUGAUGACAUGA